Molecule: messenger RNA, 738 nt
Organism: Daucus carota subsp. sativus
Lineage: Eukaryota; Viridiplantae; Streptophyta; Magnoliopsida; Apiales; Apiaceae
Exons: 4
Coding region: 172-405 (77 amino acids)
Source: RefSeq, a predicted model, not a curated record
AUGGAUAUAGUUUUGAUAUAUUUAAUCUCCUAUUUACAAAUACAAAGUGGGUAAAUGGAGACAAAAACGUUAAAAACUAGAUGUUGGAACCGAGCUGUCAUAUGAGCGAGUCCUGUAAGUAUAUUUCAGUUGAAGAACGAGUCUUCCGCGCACAAAACCGAGACAGAUUAGAUGGGUUGCUUUGGGUGCUUUGAUGGUGGCCAGAAGCAACAACAGAGGAAAGAACAAGAGCGUUUAGCUUCCCAAGAAGCUCGUGCUAAAGCCGCUGAAGCUGCACAAAAAAGGCAAGAGGAAUUUGAUAAGUCCGCUGCAGGAAGAGCUGCACGUGCACAACAAGCUGCUAUUGCUAAACAAUCGGCCAACACUAACAGAGGCGAACCAGUUCUAAAGUGGCAGAUGGGAUGACUGAUGAGUGAGCACUCUCAGUUUUCUUUCGACUAUUUACUUGUAUAUCGGAGAAAUAAUGAUCAUGUGCAUAUAACAAUCUUUUUAGCGCCACAAAACCUGAAAUUUUCAGGAUUGUAAUGUAAUCUACAGUGAAGGCGUUUUUUCCCAGAGCAGUGAAGGCGUUUGUAUGUAAAGCAACUGGUAAUAAAAGAUGAAAAGUGUGGAUAGUGUGCUUAAAUUAAAGAUUUUGUUCUUAGGUUAUAUGUCUCCUUUACAUUGUUUGUUUUUAAUAUACAUUGGGGUUAACAUACUCGACAUAAAGCUUUUAUUCGAUUGAUACUGCUUUCUUCA